AUUGACUGUCAAUAAUUUGCUACUGUAUUAAAGUGAACAUUUCGAAUGUAAUUUUGACGUAAGGUUCUGAUUUAAUCAUUUCCGGUUAGAUCAUACGGUUCGGCGAACUUUCGGCGCGCAUGUGCAACAUUCGAUCAUGACGUGUACCAGCGCUACGUACGAAACAACCGUCUGUUUCGAGUGAAUUUAGUAGUGAUGAACGGUUAAUCAUGGUGAUUUCGAGAUGUAGUGGUUUAUUUCUCGUGAUUCAGUUUCAGAACGGGAAUAUUCACGCGGAGUGCGACUAAUUAAUUUUUCGGAAAUCCAAUACGUACUGCAUACCGCUGCGAUACUUUAGGAUAACUGAUAUUGGUGCUUGGUUUAAAAAUAUACGAUUUUUAUUUAUUUUUCCAGCAGGACGAACCGUUGUUUAUAUUGUGCGUUCUGCGUUAUCGUACAAUGUUUUGGUGAAAUCGAAUCGCAUUUCUAAACAGAUAUUUUCCUGAGUUUAACCAUUUACAAUUUUGCCAUCUUGGGUAUUUUUAAAUUUUUACGUUGUAUAAUUUUUCGGGAAUGUUAAUGAUCUGGUUCAUGGUUGAAAAGCGCUAAUCGGGGAUUCUGGGUGAUGAUUAAUUACUUUAUCAUUUUGGACUGAUUACGGACGGACGGUGCAUUAACACGGUUUACUUGUACUUGUUUUACAAGAGAAUUUUAUACAAAUUUUUAUUUUGAUCGCCCCAUCCUAAUUUGUCCUCCGCACGAUGCAAUACAGACGGCAAGCUCUCUCACCCUGUCCACGUGAUCCUCUCGCAUUUCCCGUCCGCCUCUAGUCAUGGUCAGUCCGCAUUCCCCGUCGAGCAGCGACUUCCAGCGUGUCACCCGCUCCAAGACCCGCCUGGCCCCCUCCGAUCCCUCCGACGUCAGUCCCCCCGCCGCCGCUUCCGCCGCCAACAGCGGGAAGGCCCGCAAGCGGAAAAUGAAAGCCGCACAGUCCAACGGCAGUCUUCCCUCCCCUGCGGCCAGCGUCGUGACGGUGGAGACCAACGGGAGUGUGCGCGGGUCCAAGGAUCUCCUGGCGGUGGGAUCGGGCAGCUUCCGACCGCGACUGCCGUCCAGUGCGUCCUUUGAGGAGCGCCGUAAGCGCGAACUGGAGGUGGAGGAGGAUGAAAGGAAAAAAAUCACUCUCUUCCGGUCUCCCUUGAUGACCGUGUACUAUUUUGUUAUGGAAGUGUCACUUUUGGUACGGGAGUUUGGGACCAGGCUCAUUCGCUCCAACCUGAUUAUUCCAUUUGCCCUUUUAUCUGCACUGGUUGUUGUCACAUACAACAUUCAGGGACCGCAUCAGUGGUAUUAUGCCUAUGCGGAGAAGAAACUGCUGGUUUGUCUUUACUGGAUCGGUUUGGGUGUAUUGUCAUCGAUCGGGUUAGGCACCGGAUUACACACGUUUAUCCUCUAUUUGGGACCGCAUAUCGCCUCCGUCACACUGGCGGCUUACGAAUGUGGGACACUCAAGUUCCCUGAACCGCCCUACCCCGACGAAAUUCUUUGUCCGGAAGGCAUUAACAAUGACGUUGAUUUUGUGCCGUCGCUUUGGAAUAUCAUGUCCAAAGUUCGACUGGAAUCGUUCAUGUGGGGUCUCGGCACUGCCAUUGGAGAAUUGCCUCCGUACUUUAUGGCCCGGGCAGCUCGCCUUUCCGGCCGGGAACCGGAAGAGUUGUUGGAAUUACAGGCUUUAUUGGAAAGCAAAGAGGAAAAACUGCCUCUCACUAUAAAAGAGCGAGCCACCGUCUUCUUGGAAGAACUGGUUCUCAAAGUGGGAUUCUUUGGAAUCCUGCUAGGCGCUUCCAUUCCAAAUCCGUUAUUUGAUCUGGCUGGUAUCACGUGCGGACAUUUUCUGGUACCGUUUAGUACAUUCUUCGGGGCGACACUGAUUGGGAAAGCGGUGAUCAAGAUGCACAUCCAAAUGAUAUUUGUGAUAAUUACCUUUUCCGAACGGCAUGUGGAACACAUUAUCAACUCAUUAAAACAUAUUCCGCGGAUAGGACCGUAUUUGGAAACACCGUUUGUCGAGUUCCUGCGUAAACAGAAGAGCAACCUACACCGGCAGCCGGGCACUGGCGCUCAUCAGACGGAGCAGUCGUGGCUGCAGUGGGGCUUUGAGAAGCUGGUACUGGUGAUGGUGUUGUCUUUUAUCUUAUCCAUUAUCAAUUCCCUGGCUCAGAAUUACCACCGUCGUCUGAGCGCCAAUGCCACCAGUCAGAAAGGCAAACUGCGUGAAUAAUUCUCCGCGAUGUUAUGGGGUGCUCGCGCACGUCUUCUUUGUCUUCUCGGUGACCAUGAUGGAUAAUUUAUUGCUUUUCUUCUUUUUUGUUGUUGACCAUGUUCUGAUGUUCUGACCGAAGAGAUGUUCUCUGUGGAUUUUUUGUCCCUGGUGCCUGUUGAAAUUACUUUGAUCGAGCCUUUUUAAAUUGGAAUAAAAAACAGAGUUGAUGCUGAACUGUUUUGGUGCUCUCCGUUUGUCUGAAAUUCCCAUUUUACGUGAAAAUGUUCAGUCCUUAUCCUUUUCGUGUAGUGUUCGGUGUGUACGAAAUUACGAAUUUUAUGAUAAUACGUUUACCUUGU
Molecule: messenger RNA, 2601 nt
Organism: Paramacrobiotus metropolitanus
Lineage: Eukaryota; Metazoa; Tardigrada; Eutardigrada; Parachela; Macrobiotidae
Product: vacuole membrane protein 1-like
Exons: 10
Coding region: 812-2260 (482 amino acids)
Source: RefSeq, a predicted model, not a curated record